CAGCUUGACUACAAAAGUAAAUUAACUUUACUUUGAAGGUCAGAAACGGAAGUUAUUUUUCAUUUACUAAAGAAAACUUAACCAAAUAUCAGAUAGUCAAUGAGCCUCUGUGUAUUGUGCGUCCAGUCUUCUUAUCCCGGCUGAAACAUAUAAAGCAGACGGUGUUACAAUGACACAGGUGGAGAGUCAGAGGUUUCUUUAAAGCGGCGUAAAGAUGGAGGACGACCUGGUGUCGGAGGAUGAUAUCCUGCUGGUGUCAGAGAAGGAGCUCCAUGAUGCUGCAAAGAGGAACGACACCGAAAAACUUCAGGAGCUGAUCAGGAAGGGUGUGGACGUCAAGGCCAGGAAUAAAGUUGAUCGGAAAGCUCUGCACUGGGCCGCAGGAGCUGGAAACGAACAGGCUCUACGACUCCUCCUGGACCAUGACACUGAAGUGGACGAGAAAGACUCUUUUGGAAUGAAUGCUCUGCUCCUGGCCUCCUGGUUCGGUCAUUUGAAGAUCCUGCAGGUCCUGGUGUCCUGUGGAGCAAAGCUCAACUGUGAAAACAAAGACGGUCUCAGCAUGCUGCACUGUGCUGCUCAGCGAGGUCACAUCAGCGUACUGGAGUUCAUCAUGGAGGACCUGGAGGAUGUCUGUCUUGACAGGGUGGACAAGUUAGGGAAGACAGCUCUUCACCUGGCUGCUGAACACGGACAGUCUGAAGUGGUGGAGUUUCUGAUUGGAAUGGGUUGCACUCAUGCUUUGAAGGACAAGGAAGAGAACACGGCCGUGCAUCUAGCAGCCAAGUUUGGGCACACAGACGUCCUGCAGAAGAUCAUCGAGACGGGAGUGGACGUGGAUGAGAGAAACAUAGAUGGUCUCACAGCUUUGCAUCAUGCAUCUGAUGGAGGUCACUGGGAAUGUAUCAAACUGCUGCUGGAGUCCGACUGUGAUAUCAACACACAGACUAACAAGAACAUGACUGCUCUCCAUUACGUGGCCCAGCAUGGCUUCGACAGAGAAGCCCACUUGCUGCUGGAGACAGGGAUCAAUAUAGAUGCUGUAAACAAUCAACUCAACACAGCGCUGCACCUCGCUGUGCUCGGCAAUCACACAGAGGUCGUGCGUCAGCUGAUAGAAGCCGACUGUGACCUGGACAUCACUGACAGUAGACAACAGAGCGCUCUGCACAUAGCAGCAGAACACGGCUGGCAGGACCUGGCUGAGAUGAUCCUCAUCUCUGGUGUUAACCUCACUCUGACAGACAAGCAGGGGAAAACGUGUCUGGAGGUGGCAGCAAGAGGAAACCACAUCAUCCUGGUCGACAUGAUCAUCAAAGCUGAUCGUUUUUAUAAAUGGGAGAAGGAUCAAUUGGGCAGUGGGCAGGACUCCUGGGUGGGGAGAAAUCUGAGCUUUAAGCAGGACCACCAGCCGGAGACACAGCACAUCCGCUCGGUCCUGUGGAGCCUGGCCACCAAGCACCUGUGCCGGGGGGAGUGGAAGAUUCUAGCACAACACUGGGAGUUCAGCGAUGCUCAUAUACGAGCUAUAGAACAACAAUGGACGGGUAUGAAAAGCUACAAAGAGCACGGUCACAGGAUGCUGUUGAUCUGGCUUCAUGGAGUCGUGAUGGCGGGAAAGAACCCAAUCAAAGGCCUCUACGAGGGGCUGGUGGAAAUCUCACGGACGGACUUGGCAGAGAACAUCCGGCAGAAAGCAAAUGCAGAGACCAGCUCGACCAAAAUGUGCACUGCCAUGUGAUCAUCACACUAUCAUUUCUGUCGUUUUCUCAAGAUCUCGUUAUCACGGGAAGACCAGCGUUGUAUUCUCAACAUACUGACAUACAAAAGUCGAGAUCUCAAGAACACAACCGCACAUUACUUAUCACGGGAAUACAGAGUUCCAGGCUCAUUAUCAUGAAAUAUACAGUUGACAGCAAGUUAUGUAUUCAUAUUAAGAGACCUCCAUGACCAUCAAAGUCUAAAAAUGAGAGGAGUGCUCUGCUGUCCAAAACAACCGUUAACUUUUCACAUGUUUUAUUCAUUCAUACAUUUGUCUUGUGGGAAAAUGUGUGUAGGGUGCAGAGCGUCGUCAUCCUCCACCACUUUGAAUGGAAGCUGUUAACGACCGUCUCCGUGAAGGCCUCAAUCAUCUCCUGCUUUCUGAACACUGGGACACAGUAUAAAUGUUAAAUGUGUUAAUCAUAAAAAUGAUCACACUCACUGAUGCUGGUGGAACCUGUGAAUAAAUUUAACAUAUACACUGAGUGACAUGCAGAGAAGGAAAUCGAUUAAAUGAAGCAAUAAUCUCUUUUUAUAUAUUAGAUGUACUUGAUGUAUAUGUACUCUUUUAAAAAUGUCUGGUUUCACUUCAUAACCAAGUUUUUAUCCCACUUGAUUCACAUUUUUAUGAUGAUUAUUAUGUCUUUUUAAAAUUGAUUUAAUAUGGAACUUUCUACUCUUUUUUUACACUGUUCUCAGUCUGUUUUAGUCAUCCAGAGUUGUGGACUUAUCCUGAUGUUUUCCUGAUAGUAGCUUUAAAUAUGAUCCCUCUGUGGGCGGCAGUAGCUCAGUCGGUAGAGGCUUGGGUUGGGAAUCGGAGGUUCGCCGGUUUAAGUCCCCGGGCAGACCAAAUCUGGAAAAUGGUCUGGUAGCUGGAGAGGUUCCAGUUCACUUCCUGAACACUGCUUAGAUGCCCUUGAGCCAGGCCAUGCACCCCCCCUCCCCCACUAGACCAGUAGCGCAGGCUGUGGACAACCCCCUCACUCGGACAUGUCUCCAUUAGUGCACGUCCAACAGAGUGUAAAAUUGAAUUUCCCCUUGCAGGAUUAAUAUAUAGGAUAUCGUCUUCUUCUUACUCUCACUUCUGCUCAGAAUGCAGAGGAUCACUCAGCUGCAGCUCACACUCUGUAGACAACUCAGACUGAAUCAUUUCACCACAGAAACGCACACAGAAACUUGCAGGUACACUUACCAGCGUCUUCAUUAUGCUUCAUGAUGUCAUAUGCGUUGACGUCAGGGUCUAAACUGUUGUUGACGAUGGUAUCUUCCCUGUCUUUGAAGGCAGCCGUACUUCGAGCUCUGCACUCUGUCUUUGUGGCCUUAAAGAAAUCUGUGUUUUGUUUCCAUCACGUCAGAUCUUCAUUCAGUCUGGCCAUCAUUGUUUGAAUAGAGAGAGCAGUAAUAUAAGCAGAUCGACCUCAGUUGAUCUAAAGCUCAAGU
Labrus bergylta (ballan wrasse) is the source of this 3201-nucleotide messenger RNA. It is a transcript of the gene ankdd1a, whose product is annotated as ankyrin repeat and death domain containing 1A. Gene Ontology annotation, biological process: signal transduction. Lineage: Eukaryota; Metazoa; Chordata; Actinopteri; Labriformes; Labridae. The record is from RefSeq and is a predicted model, not a curated record. Gene Ontology annotation, molecular function: protein binding.